Racocetra persica is the source of this 146-nucleotide messenger RNA. The record is from the annotation of a GenBank genome assembly. NCBI's taxonomy places the organism in Eukaryota, Fungi, Glomeromycota, Glomeromycetes, Diversisporales, Gigasporaceae.
UAAGCCUUGCCGUCGUCAAAAACCUUCUGUGAUCAGAAGUCUUCUGCUAUCAAAAGUCUUGUUUCCAUCAAAAAAAGCCUUGUUGCUAUCAAAAAAGGCCUUGUUGCCAUCAGAAGUUUUACUUAGUCAGAAAAAGGAACUUUAUC